This is a messenger RNA of Oncorhynchus masou masou (cherry salmon), 1065 nucleotides long. RefSeq names its product C-type lectin domain family 4 member E-like. NCBI's taxonomy places the organism in Eukaryota, Metazoa, Chordata, Actinopteri, Salmoniformes, Salmonidae. Bases 83 to 511 code for a protein of 142 amino acids. The transcript has 4 exons. The record is from RefSeq and is a predicted model, not a curated record.
UGACUAAAGAGAGACCAGCUACAGACCAGUUACAACACCCUGACUAAAGAGAGACCAGCUUCAGAAGGAUAGAGAUGAUAUCAUGUCAAAGUUCUCUAAUAUGAAACAGAAAUGUCCUGAAGGCUGGCAGAAGUUUGAAUCCAGUUGGUACUUCCUGUCUACAGUGAAAAAGCCAUGGAGGGAGAGUAGACAGGACUGUCUGGAGAGAGGAGCUGAUCUGGUGAUCGUAAACAGUGAUAUGGAACAGGAGUUUCUCUUUGGCCUUACUAAGAGAGCCUGGAUUGGUCUGACUGACUCUGUUACUGAGGGGACCUGGAAAUGGGUGGACGGCACACCACUGACCACCCCAAGUUACUGGCACAAACUGCAGCUUGAGAAUGAUGGUGACACCCCAGCAAAUCGGAAGGAGGACUGUGUUGAGCUGAACACAGAAACAUGGCGUCCUGGAAAGGCAUGGAAUGACCUGUCAUGUUCAGACAAUCAUUACUGGAUUUGUGAGAAAGUGGUUUAACAACACCAUGACAACAGAGGAGGCUGGUGGGAGGACUGAAAGGAAUUUUAUAAUAUCUGUACAUUACAAUUCUACCGGUGAUUGCAAAAGUACAAUGAUUAAUGCUUUGCUUGAGCUUGAGAUUAAGAAUCAGUGAUAGACCUUGCAAGUGCAUGAAAAGGUCAACUGUGCAAUGUCAUAUGUUUGUGUGUUGAAACUAUACUUUGGGUAACAGAUAGAUAAAGGGAACCAAGUGUUCCUGUUGUUGCUAUGUUCCAGUCUUACUUCUGCUUGCACAUGACAGCAAAAAUGGGAAGAGUGAUUGGGAAACUAACUGCCAAUAACACAAUAAGCUGAACUCUGCCUAGCAGAGACAUCUUUGUAGUAGCAACUAUUAAUUAUGAGCUUAUAUGGUAUUAAAGUUAAGGGACAUCACCCCGGGUGGGGUGAUCCUCAGGGGAUAAAAAGGGAAAACACCAUAUUUUGUGAUGAGUGUGUUACAUGCAAAUUACUGUAAGUGUAAACUCUGGCUUGCAAUCCGGCUUGCAAUCCUUAUUAAACACACUAACCUCUGA